Molecule: messenger RNA, 1944 nt
Organism: Eutrema salsugineum
Lineage: Eukaryota; Viridiplantae; Streptophyta; Magnoliopsida; Brassicales; Brassicaceae
Product: WRKY transcription factor 6
Exons: 6
Coding region: 89-1759 (556 amino acids)
Biological process (GO): regulation of DNA-templated transcription
Molecular function (GO): sequence-specific DNA binding; DNA-binding transcription factor activity
Source: RefSeq, a predicted model, not a curated record
AAAAUCUCUCAUUUCUCAUUUCUCUCUCUCUCUUUCUCUUUAACAAUCUUUCUCCUUUCGUUAAUCUCGUGAUCUUCUUCUUCUAUUUAUGGAAAGAGGAUGGUCUGGUCUCACUCUUGAUUCAUCUUCUCUCGAUCUCAUAAACCCUAAUCGUUUCAACAGUAAUAAUCACCGCCGCUUUUCCAAUCCAUUGACCAUGUCUAGAAUUGACGACGACGAUGAUCAAAAGACGAAAAUAUCCACCGCCAGAAACGAAUUUAGGUUUCCGGUGAGUCUCUCCGGUAUUCGUGACCGUGAAGAUGAUGCUGGAGACAACGACCGUGAAGUUCCUGGCGAAGUGGAUUUUUUCUCCGAUAGAAAAUCUAUAGUUUGUGGUGACGAUGUUGACGACCCUCGUGCUCGUGUUAAGAAGGAGGAACAAGAUGAUCAAACCCACGUAAAUACCGGUUUGAAUCUUCGUACUACGGGUAAUACCAGAAGUGAUCAAUCAGUGGUCGAUGAUGGAGAAUCUUCCGAAAUGGAAGAUAAGCGUGCGAAAAAUGAGUUGGUUAAGUUACAAGAUGAGCUGAAGGAAAUGACCAUGGAGAAUCAUAAGCUUAGAGAAUUGCUUACACAAGUGAGCAACAAUUACACUUCACUUCAGAUGCAUCUUGUUUCACUAAUGCAACAACAACAACAAAACAAGGUAAUAGAGGCUGCUGAAAAGCCUGAGGAGACGAUAGUACCAAGACAAUUUAUCAAUCUAGGCCCUUCAAGAGCAGCUGGCGAGGCUGAGGAUGUGUCGAAUUCUUCAUCUGAAGAAAGAACUCGUUCCGGUGGUUCUUCUGCGGCCGAGAAGCGUAGUAACGAGAUUAGGGAUGGAAAGAGACUUGGGCGUGAAGAAAGCCCCGAAACCGAGUCUAAUAAAGUUCAGAAAGUGAAUAAUAGUAGUCCAUCGACUUUUGAUCAAUCCACUGAGGCUACGAUGAGGAAAGCUCGUGUCUCGGUUCGUGCCCGAUCAGAAGCUCCCAUGAUAAGUGAUGGAUGUCAAUGGAGAAAGUAUGGCCAGAAGAUGGCUAAAGGGAAUCCUUGUCCGCGAGCUUAUUAUCGUUGUACGAUGGCCACGGGUUGUCCCGUUCGCAAACAAGUUCAACGUUGUGCGGAGGACAGAUCGAUUCUGAUAACGACCUACGAGGGAAAUCACAUCCAUCCUUUACCGCCAGCCGCGGUGGCCAUGGCUUCCACGACCACCGCCGCGGCUAACAUGUUGCUAUCCGGGUCAAUGUCUAGUCACGAUGGGAUGAUGAACCCUACCAAUUUACUAGCUAGGGCUGUUCUUCCUUGCUCCACAAGCAUGGCUACAAUCUCAGCCUCCGCACCAUUCCCUACCGUCACAUUAGACCUCACACACGCACCUUCGCCUCCUAAUGGCUCUAAUUCCUCUUCUUCGACGGCCGCUGCUACUACCAACAACAACAACCACAACUCAUUGAUGCAGCGACCUCAACAACAUCAGCAACAACAAAUGACGAAUUUACCUCCGGGUAUGUUACCUCAUGUAAUAGGUCAGGCAUUGUAUAACCAAUCCAAAUUCUCGGGGCUGCAGUUUUCCGGUGGUUCUCCGUCGGCGGCUGCUUUUUCGCAACCGACCGCGGUGGCUGAUACAAUAGCGGCGCUCACAGCUGAUCCGAAUUUUACGGCGGUUCUUGCAGCCGUUAUUUCUUCUAUGAUCAAUGGUUCGAAUCACCGUGACGGCGAAGGAAACAACAAAAAUCAAUAGUAACAUAUUACAAUUGUUUUGUUAUUGUUUUUUUUUUACAUCUUCAUAUUUUUUUUUCAAGUGGGUUAUAGGAAACAGAGUUUAUUUCAUUGAUUCAUAUUUGUUCUGUUUCGUACCAAACUCUCAGUAAAUAUACAAAAGAAAAACAUUUUUAUUCGAAUAAUAGUAGCUGUUUAUUUUGUAAA